Botrytis sinoallii is the source of this 1606-nucleotide messenger RNA. RefSeq lists its product as uncharacterized. The record is from RefSeq and is a predicted model, not a curated record. The coding region runs from base 1 to 759 and encodes 252 amino acids. NCBI's taxonomy places the organism in Eukaryota, Fungi, Ascomycota, Leotiomycetes, Helotiales, Sclerotiniaceae. The transcript has 2 exons.
AUGGUGUACCAAAUUAGACCCUUGCAUAUAUCAAGUGAGGCGCCAGAAGUUGUUCCCGAGGAACAAUCUCCAUACCUAUUAACCUCGCCCGAUAAAUAUUUCGUUCGUUCAUACUCCGUGAGAAGAGCAUCAAAUCAUCUAAUAUCACCACUAAGUAAACAAUGUGAUAAUAUUCCACUCCAAGAAGUCUCAUUUCCACCACCAAAAAGAGCAUACGAUCUUGCGCGUUAUUUACCUCCACCAAAACAAAAGAAAAAAUUCGGGCUGGUACCAAUUGUUUUCAUAGCUGUGGUGUCUUUCCUAAUCGGAGGAGGUAUUGGCGGUGGUAUUGGAGGUUGGGUUGGGAAGCAUAACAAUCCCUCGAGCAAGACCUCCAAGUGCGAAUCAACGGGAACACUUUCAGGAUGUGCCCCAACAGUCACGGAAUUUGUAGACUCGGCUGGAUGCCCCAACGUCAACAAUACUACCUAUACAACACCUGUACCUAGUAUAGAGUUUCGUAUAGCUUGUGCUAUCGAUUUAACUUCUUCACCAGGAGAAGAUAUCGAAUUAAACAACGUCACAACCCCGACUCUGAAUAAUUGUUUGCAAUCGUGCGCACAAUAUAAUAAUGGACAAUGCUUGGCAGCUACUUGGAUACAAUUUUCUCCAAAUCACCCAGAGAUGAACUCGAAGUGUUUCUUCAAAGCGAAUUCAGGAGUUCGUAUACCCAUGAACUCUACGGGCACGAUAGCCACGAGUGGGUUCCGGAUUUCCUGACACGAGCUCGAUACAGAAUACCAAUUCUUGAAAUGCCAAAUAUAUUUUAACUUGAUGCCUCGAGGUACUGGAACAGCGUGGUUCGCUCACUUGAUAUCAAUGGUUUUUGCAUGGUCAUGGCGUUUCAAGAUGGUGCAUUAUUCUUACGUUCUUUAGAACCGGAUUGCAGCAGAAUGAUUGGAGUAUUUGAAAAUUUGUACAUUCGCUCACGAGAUAUGAAAAAGAUGAUGGAGAAUUUGCUUUGCUUGCAGGCAGCUUAAUUUUUAAUUACUGUUUUUACUGUUCUUUUGUUAUAAUCACGUUGGAGCCAACAUUGGCAGCUUGCGGGCGAGGUGUAAUUACAAGUUCACCAGUUUCUUCUUAAAUCAAGGAGUUCGUGGAUAUGGGAUCAGAUGCGAGGAGAUGUUGCAAAUCUAAAUACAAAGUGGUAACCACCGAUCGCGUUAGCAAUGAAUCGUUUCAAAGGAAGUUCUGUCACAUUAGAAUUGCUCGCAGCGCCGCUGUUCUGCUUGUGAGGAGUUGGCUAUCAUGCCUGUUUAUUUCUUCCUCAAAGCUAAGUGUCUGAAGAAUUGUCAAAGUCAAUUCAUCCAAGGACAUGACUUGGCUUACCUCGAAAGGCACUGGCGCAAUGCAAAAGACAAACCAGAAGGCUAUUUCUUGAGUAUUCUUUGUACUUAAAGGUUGCUUUGAUUUGAUUUUUGCAGAGGAAAUCCUCAUAUAAACGGACAUAGCUUGCAUUCUAACAUACAAUUAGAUGGGGCUCGGUAGUGGUGAUGAGGUCAAAUGGGCUUAGCGUAGUUAUUUACCCCCUCUUUCCCAAAAUAGUUAGACCCAGGUCUGAUCGCGU